CGCUCUUUUAUUUCUAGAAUUUUGUAGAAGAAAUCAGCGAAUACCUAAGUGUUCAUAAAGAGUUUAACUUUUCAAUUAGACAGAUUACAUCGAGGUAAAAACAUUUCAAUAAAUUAACUGAAGGUGCAUACAUAAUUAAAUGGCUGAUAUAAAUAAUUUAAAAGAACGUGGGAAUGCUGCUCUCACUGCUGGAAAGUUCGAUGAAGCUAUUCAAGCAUAUACUGAAGCUAUUAAUUUAGAUGAAACGAAUCACGUUCUUUAUUCAAAUCGUUCUGCUGCAUAUUUAAAAGCCGGAAAAUUACAAGAAUCUUUGAAUGAUGCUGAAAAAACAAUUGAGAUCAAUUCAAAAUGGCCCAAAGGAUAUUCACGUAAAGGUGCAGUAUUGUUUGCACUUGAAAAAUACGAUGAAGCAUACACUUGUUACAAUAAAGGAUUAGAAUUUGACCCGUCGAAUAUACCUUUGAAACAAGGCCAGGAACAGGUUAAACAUGCUUUAAUCCAACAACUAAUAGGACAGGCUCCCAUGGACGUUGACUCACCGGAGUCACCAAAAGCUAAACCUCGUGAACCAUCGCCACCCCCACAAGCUAAGAAAGUUCCAACUGAAGACGACAACCUUCCAGAACAUAAAAAACUCGCUAAAAAGGAAAAAGAUGCUGGCAAUGCUGCUUAUAAAAAGAAAGAUUUCAAUACUGCAUUGGAUCAUUACAAGAAAGCCAUCGAACAUGACCCAACCGACAUAACAUUCUACAGUAACAUAGCUGCUGUCUAUUUUGAACAAAAAGAUUUCCGAAAAUGCAUCACAGAAUGUGAGAAAGCAAUUGAGAUUGGACGAGAGAAUCGCGCUGAUUACAAACUCAUUGCAAAAGCUUUUACUCGUCUCGGUAACAGUUGCAAGAAACUUGGAGAAUUUAAACAAGCGAAAAUAAAUUUUGAAAAGUCUUUGUCGGAACAUCGAACGCCAGAAGUUAAAACUUUGUUAUCACAAGUCGAAGCCAUAAUUCGCGAAGAAGAACGUCGAGCCUUUAUCGAUCCAGAAAAAGCAGAAGAAGAGAAAGAAAAGGGAAAUGAAUAUUUUAAGAAAGGAGAUUUCUCAUCAGCUGUGAAACAUUACACUGAAGCGAUUAAUAGGAAUCCAGAUGAUCCAAAGUUAUACUCAAAUCGUGCUGCAUGCUAUACGAAAUUAGCUGCAUUUGAUCUUGGAUUAAAAGAUUGCGAAAUGUGUAUUAAGCUUGAUGAGAAAUUUAUUAAAGGCUGGAUUCGAAAGGGUAAAAUUUUACAAGGAAUGCAGAAUCCAUCACAAGCCUUAACGGCAUAUCAGAAAGCACUUGAAAUCGAUCCAACUAAUAGCGAGGCUAUUGAUGGUUAUCGAACAUGUACCAUGGCUGUUCAUUCUAAUCCAGAAGAAGUAAGAAAGAAGGCGAUGAACGAUCCAGAAGUUCAAUCAAUUCUCAAAGAUCCAGCUAUGAGAAUGAUACUUGAACAAAUGCAGUCUGAUCCAAAGGCUGUUCAAGAACACUUAAGAAAUCCUGAAGUUGCGAAUAAGAUUCAAAAAUUAAUGGAGACCGGAAUCAUUCAAAUUCAUUAAAAAAUAAGUUUCAUGCGGUUAAGUUAGAAGAUUAUUUGGAUGAGAUAUGUUUGGAAGUGGUUAAGCGCUUGGUUGAACACUAAUUUUUAAAAUGAAGUUCUUAAUUAAUUUUUAACUUAAAUUUCACAAUUUCUAUUAUCUCAAACUAUUCCUUGUGUUAAGUUUUUAUAGCCUUCCGAUAACCAGCUUAACAACUCUCAAACUCUGUAAUUGAUUUAUAAUUGAUCCUUUGUGAAAAAUAAAAUGAAUUCAGUCGAAAGAACUUACUUUAAGAAAAUGUUUGCCGUAUGAAAAGCAAAUUCAAAAACUGAUCAAUAAAGAAACACAACAAUAAGAGAAUGAAG
Clunio marinus is the source of this 1932-nucleotide messenger RNA. Lineage: Eukaryota; Metazoa; Arthropoda; Insecta; Diptera; Chironomidae. The record is from the annotation of a GenBank genome assembly.